This is a messenger RNA of Teleopsis dalmanni, 3108 nucleotides long. Its product is annotated as probable G-protein coupled receptor Mth-like 14. The transcript has 7 exons. The record is from RefSeq and is a predicted model, not a curated record. Lineage: Eukaryota; Metazoa; Arthropoda; Insecta; Diptera; Diopsidae. Gene Ontology annotation, molecular function: G protein-coupled receptor activity. The coding region runs from base 288 to 2138 and encodes 616 amino acids.
AGUAUUCGUUGUGAGAGUGUGCCGGUUGAAUCUGAAAGUGCUUUGUCGGGUAACAAAUAUUGGUAAGAAGAUCAUCGCGGCUUAAGCCUUACCGUCGGUUUACAAUAUACACACAAUUAUAGGUGCUAAUAAGUAACUACUUAUAGCCCAGCUAUAUUUCUAGUAAUUAAAUGUCAUUGAUAUAUUUGUGGUCAAUAAUUGUAAUAUAGUAAAAAAAUUUAUAAUCAGCUUUAGCCGACGGUAAUUUAACAAAGAAAUAAAUGUUAUGUUAUAAGAAAAAGUGAUUUAUGGUUAUGUUGAUGGACCCAAAUGAAGUUGAUAAUAGUUUUGGACAGUUAUCGAGUACUCCUUGGAGUAUGGAAUCACCUUCGAGACAAUCCACAAUGCCAACAGUGACUGCGGCAGUGGGUGGCUCUGGCGGUAUAGCGUCAAUUCCGAUGCAAACUCAUGUUCCUAUAGUUGGAUUAACUCCAUUAAGUACUUCUGUUCCACCACCGCCCACCAUACCAUUAUCUCCCACAGUGGGCUUAGCAAAUCCACCUCAGCAUAGUGUCGCUCCAAAUCAAGCUCCACUCAGUGGUAUUUUUUCAAAUGGUCCUCCUUCGCCUGCAACACUAAAUGCUCUAGUCUCCCAGCAUAGGCUACUCGAACUGUCACGGUUUGGUUUGCGAGGAUAUGACCUGGCUCAACAUAUGCUAACUCAGCAAGGCGCAGUUUCGAAAUUACUUGUGCUAAAUAUUUCUAGGGAAAAUAUAGAACGUAUUGCUUCAAAUGAAGUGUCUGAUGUGUUUAAUAAAUCUGAAGAGCAGAAAAAUUACCAUCCUGAAGAUUGUUCGCAGCGUGAAAAAUUAAAAAACCAACCAUCUAAACAAUCAAAUUCCCGUUUGAAAAAGUGUUGUCCUAUAGGAGAAAGUUUAAGCAUUUAUGGUGAAAAUCAGAACAAUAAUAUGUGUGAUUCGUCACGGCUGGAAUUUAAACCAAAUAUUAUUAAUGUAGUGCUAUAUGAUAAUUGUAUUGAAGACAAUGAAAUAGAAAUAUCCUUGCUAUAUGAAAUUGGAAAUCCAUGUAAUACAUCAAUUGUCUAUAAUAACCUGGAUGACAUAUUUUAUGUUUUACAAGAUGGUUCAUUACUUAUUAUGGAUGAAUACGCAAACACUUCAUACACAGUUGAGGAAAAAUAUUGUUUAGACGUAGACAACAGAUCAGGAACUACAUAUGCUUUUAUUUGUAUUACUCAAGUAGAGGAGCAUUUAAAGAGAGGACAAAUAAUUACUGUAGCAAUCUUAAUGCUAAUAUCAAUUCCAUGUCUUUUAUUUCUGGCUUACUUACAUUUGAGCAUUAAAGAAUUAAGGAGUCUGCAUGGGCUUUCGUUAAGUUCAAUGUCGUUAUGUUUAGCGAUUGGAUAUUUUCUUCAUUCGUUGGCUCAUAUAUAUAGCAUUAAAUCAUUAAAUUUGGGAUAUAUUGUGCAAUUCUUUGUACUUUCAUACUUCUUUUGGUUCUUCUGUCUUUGUUGCAAUGUUCUUAUUAAUAUUUGGAUCAAAAUUCCAAUGAAUAAAGGGAAUAGUAAAACAUUUGUAUACAGCAAUUUUAUUGUGUUUAUAUUAAUAUGUUUUACUGGACCCCUUGUUUUGGUAAUAUUAACAGCACAGAAAGGAUUACCAGGAAUGCCUUCAUACUUUCUUCAAGGUUUAACAGAAUCCAUACGUGAAUCACAGAGAUAUUUCAUUCCGCCAGUAUCAACUUUAUUAUUUUUGAGCUUUUUAGUAUUGGUUAUAUCAUUUUUUGGUUUUCAAAGGAUAAAAAAACGGGAGACAACUGUAAGAGAAAAAAAAUUUUAUUUUACCAUUAACACUGAAAUUGAUGAAGAAAAAUAUGAAGAAGUGAAGAAAGACGCAAAAUGCAUUAGUCUGCUAAAUUUAAUAAUGGUGAUAACGUGGAUGUUAGAAAUUGUCACAUUUUAUUCACCUGGACCGGAGAAUUAUUUAAUAUUAUUAGAAAUGAUAAAUGGAAUUCAAGGAAUUUUAAUUUCACUUAUCUUCCUAGUAGUGCGCCGUAGAAGAACAAUAAUAUUAAGAUGGUGGUACGACCGAGGAUCUCAUAACUUGGAAAAUGUAGAAUUAUCCGAAAAUAGUAAAUAGAAAUAUGUAUACUAUAUAAUAGUGCCUCAAAUGAUGUUCGACUUCUUUAGAUAACCGGGUAUGCUUGCAUUCGAACAUUUAACACAAUGAACUGCGAAUUGCUUGAAUAUAUUCUAUCACUUUACAUUCGAACAAUUAUUGCUCUGUUUUUGAAAAUGACAAAACUUAAUUUAUUAACUAACUAAAUAAACAAUAGCAGAUUUGUUAUUUGAAUAGCUCAAAGACCCAUAUGAUCAAAUGUGAGUACAUGUUAGGUCUUUGGCAAUAUUUUUAUGAUCGAAUGCGAGUACAUAUUAGGUCUGUUCCAUGAGCUACUAGUAACUCAUGGAACAUCCAUGUUGAAAUUUGAAAAUGCUACACACACUUUACUCGUACAUUAUAUUUCAAGUAAAAUUUGUGUUGAUCUGUUAAUCAGCUGUUUUGGUUGUUCCAUGAAAAUCUAUGUAAAGAGCGAAAUUUGGCACUUCAUUUGUGUUACGCUCUUAGUUUUACUACGAUUAUCUCGUGGAACAAACCAUUUGUUUUCGAAUUAUGUCUGCAAGCAAAUAUUUGCAUACAAAUUUUACCAAAGUCUAGGCAGUGUAGACACGCUAGGUAAAUUUUUGAAUUCGAGUAUACACCCAAACUUGCUUCUAUAUCGCAACGCUCGUACACUUUGAAGUACUACUAUGUAUGUAUAUAAUAUAAAGGUAAUAGCAUGUAUAUUAGAAUAAAUAUCAUACCUAAUUAGAUACGUUUGUAAUUAAGUAAAAACAGCAUUUUUCUAGUUGUUGAUUCUUCAAUAUUUAUUUAUUAUAAAAAUAUACUGCAUUAAAUAUUUUUGUACUCUAAUUAAGUAAUUUAAAAAAGCUGAAAUUAAAUAACAACUAACUUAUUUAUCAAUACAAUCAAAUCGACUACGAAAAUUUUUUAACGAAUAUUACUUCUCGAAUCGGUUUUAUAUUCGUUUAUCUUUAUACUGUAGACUAUA